AUGAACGACGCGCGCUCCGCCGUCCGCCGCGCCGCGCUGGUAGGGCUGAAGAAGCUGGCCGAGCACGCCGCGCUGUGGCCGCUCCAGUGCAUCCAGGACCUCGUGCGGGCAGCUACGGAUAGCCAGGAUCAGGAGCAUACCAUGCUCUGCUUGCAGGUUAUGGAGAUCCUGGUGGAAUGCCCAGCGAUCUGCGCGGCAGCAGGGCAGCAAGCGAGCGCACUGCGUCAGUACUGCGCCGACGCAGCGCUCAGCGCGCACUUACCACAGGCCGCCACCGCGUGCGGCGUGCUCACGCGCAUCGUGCUCCACUGGACUGUUAUUCCGGGUGUCAAUCAUUAUUUAAAAGCCAAGCUCAGCGCGCACCUGCCGCAGGCCGCCACCGCGUGCGGCGUGCUCACGCGCAUCGUGCUCCACUGCUAUGAAGAAUCAUUACCAGUAGAUGGUUCUGAGCUGAUGCUGGCACUGGAGUCGCUGGUGAUAGCGACAGGCGUCGACAACGACCCGACCAACAUCAAGCCGCUGCGGAUUGCUCUUCGCUGUCUGGUAAAACUCUCCAUCGCCGAGCCAACGAUCUACGCGGCUCGCACGGCCACAGUACUAGGCAUACAGCUACAAGAGUGCGACUGGAAGCAAGGCGGACCGCGCAUAUUAGCGCUGCUUGAAGCGCUGGGAGCGCUGGGCGGGUCUACGUACUGUCCGCAUUCGAUCGCUCCAGCCAUGCCCGCGUUGCUGCAAACGCUUGAUGCAGCGCAGAAAGGCGAAGCACCAACGGACAGUUCCAACGACGGCACAGCACUAGUUCUGCUCUGUACAGUGCUUUUCCAAGAGCGAGCCGGUACAGCCCUGACGUACAAGAUCAAUUCUUCAUGGGAGCAGAAAAUACUUGACACCAUCCGAGGAGUAGAUGGCUGGACUAGAUACAGGGUGGCUAGGGCUGCAUUAAGAUACGGCCACCAGAACCUAGCAGCGGAUAUUUUAAAGAGGCUCGCAGAAGAGGCGCCGAGUGAGUCGGCGCAGCGCUGGCUCACGGCGCUGCACAGAGCUGCCUCCGCCGACGCUUUACUGCUGAAAGAAGGCAUAAGCGGGCUCGAAGCUGCCAGCUCCGGCUGGGAGGUCAGCAGCGGCUGGGGCGGCGCGGGCUGCGGCUGGGGCGCCGGCUGCGCGGCCGCUUGUGCCGGCUGCGGAGGCUGCGCCCCUCUGCCCGCUGCCGCUAUGGGGGCUAGGGCCCAGGCUCUAGCGGCCUUAGCAAGGGCUGCGGUCGCUGCGAGAGCUGCUUGCACCUCUAUGUUACCAAAAGUAGCGGGCUGCGGUUGGGGCGCCGGCUGCGCGGCCGCUUGUGUCGGCUGCGGCGGCUGCGCCCCUCUGCCCGCUGCCGCUAUGGGAGCUAGGGCGCAGGCUCUAGCGGCCUUAGCAAGGGCUGCGGUCGCCGCGAGAGCUGCUUGCACGCAGCCGCCGCCGGCGAUAGCUCAUGCUCACGCGCAGGCGGCGCGCGACCCAGCGGCCAAGGCGGGCGCGUGCGCGAGCGCGACGCGCAGGGCGGCGCGUGCUGUGAGCGCGGUGGCACAGCGCUAUGCAGCCAUCGCGCGCACUGCAUUCCACGCGGAUAAUACUACGCUAGCGCACCUUCAUAUGUAUCCUUUACUUAUUAUAACCACAACGGGGAAGCUUUGCCAUGAGCAGUCUGCUCAUCAUAUCUUGUGGGAGUUGCACAAUACACAUACGCUCAACUAG
This is a messenger RNA of Ostrinia furnacalis (Asian corn borer), 1731 nucleotides long. RefSeq names its product integrator complex subunit 7-like. The transcript has 11 exons. Bases 1 to 1731 code for a protein of 576 amino acids. Lineage: Eukaryota; Metazoa; Arthropoda; Insecta; Lepidoptera; Crambidae. The record is from RefSeq and is a predicted model, not a curated record. Gene Ontology annotation, biological process: snRNA 3'-end processing. Gene Ontology annotation, cellular component: integrator complex.